CAAUGAUUUUCAGUAGCAACUGUUGCUUGUUGCCGUACAGAUCGUUAAAACAACCGAAAUAUUCAGCAUUCCGGCUGUAAUUGUAAAUACCGGUGUUAGUAAUAAAAAUAAAUAAAAACAAUUGUUAAAAUUACAUUUAAAGCGAGCAAAAAUAAUCGAAAAAUCCAACAAAAAAUAAAAAAUUGAAAACGAAAGUACUUUGUACGUUGACACCCUCUUGUUUGGCACAGCAUCCGAUAAACAAAUUGAAUUAUUUAAUUUAUAUGAUCAUUUAGAGAUUUUGAUACAUUUACUACGAAUACAAACAUACAUAAGUAAAGAAUAUACAUACUUACGUCUAUUUGUUUUUGUUUAUGUAUCUGCAAGAUACCUAAUGCAUAUUUGAUCAAAAAUAGAACAAUAGAGUUCAAAAAACGUUUGUCAAGAUCAACAGAAGCAGCAGCAGCAGCAGUAUUUUCCACAACAACAAAGCCAAAAUGUUGAUCAAAACAAUACAACUUUUGAAGAAUGGUUCAAAAUUAUCAUCAAUUGGCUUCAAAUAUAAUUUUCGUUUAGCCUACCGUUCCUUUGGCUCUUAUCAAUAUGGCAAUCCAAAUCAACUUACACCGGCCGUCAAAUCCUAUGUGGAUGAAUGUAUUGAUCUUUGUCGACCCGAUCAUGUACAUAUUUGCGAUGGUACCAAAGAUGAAAGUUCUUUACUUAAACAACUAAUGGUUAAACAGGGCACUAUAGUUCCUCUUACAAAGUACGAAAACUGUUGGUUGGCUCGAACAAAUCCAGCAGAUGUGGCCCGUGUAGAAUCACGCACCUUUAUUUGCACACAUCAGAAAGAGCAAACAGUGCCGGUGACAGAAGAAGGCACACCUGGUGCCUUGGGCAAUUGGAUUUCUCCCGAGGAUAUGCAGAAAGCUAUAGAAAAGCGUUUUCCAUAUUGUAUGAAAGGUCGCACUAUGUAUGUUAUACCGUUCUCUAUGGGUCCGGUUGGUUCACCUCUCUCAAAAAUUGGCAUUGAAAUUACCGAUUCUCCUUAUGUAGUAGAAUCCAUGAAAAUAAUGACUCGUGCUGGAACGAAAAUUUUAGAUGAACUUCAUAAGGGCAAAGACGAAUUUGUUAAGUGUUUGCACUCUGUGGGUACUCCCAAGGAUGGUGUUAUUCAAGUACCUUCUUGGCCUUGUGAUCCUGAAAGAACUAUUAUUUUGCACAAGCCGGACAACAAUGAAAUUGUUUCAUAUGGUUCAGGCUAUGGCGGUAAUUCGCUGUUGGGUAAGAAAUGUUUUGCAUUGCGCAUAGGUAGCACUAUUGCUAAACGUGAAGGUUGGUUGGCGGAGCACAUGUUAAUAUUGGGCAUAACAAAUUCUCAGGGUAGGAAAAUUUAUAUAGCUGCCGCCUUUCCCUCAGCUUGUGGUAAGACAAAUUUGGCCAUGAUGACACCCACAUUACCAGGCUAUAAAGUUGAAUGUGUCGGUGAUGAUAUUGCCUGGAUGAAAUUCGAUAGUAAUGGCGUUUUAAGAGCUAUAAAUCCCGAAAAUGGUUUCUUUGGUGUGGCACCUGGUACAUCCAUGUCUACUAAUCCUAUAGCUAUGAAAACUAUAUUUAAAAAUUCAGUCUUUACAAAUGUGGCUUCAACUUCAGAUGGUGGUGUUUACUGGGAAGGUAUGGAGUCGUCUAAUAUUAAUGGAGUAACAGUUACAGAUUGGUUGGGUAAACUGUGGUCUAAAGAAUCUGGCAAGAUGGCGGCUCAUCCCAACUCGCGUUUUUGUACACCUGCCCAACAAUGUCCCAUUAUUGAUCCCGCCUGGGAAGAUCCAGCUGGUGUGCCAAUAAGUGCUAUUUUAUUUGGUGGACGCCGUCCUGCUGGUGUACCUCUAGUCUAUGAGGCUCGCAACUGGAAACAUGGUGUCUUUAUGGGUGCUUCAAUGCGUAGUGAAGCAACAGCUGCUGCCGAACAUAAAGGCAAAGAAAUAAUGCAUGAUCCUUUCGCUAUGCGUCCCUUCUUCGGUUACAAUUUUGGUGAUUAUCUACAACAUUGGCUUAGUAUGGAGUCACGUGGUAAUGUGCCCAAAAUUUUCCACGUCAAUUGGUUCCGCAAAGGUAACGAUGGCAAAUUCCUUUGGCCCGGCUUUGGCGACAAUUCCCGUGUACUUGAUUGGAUUUUCCGUCGUGUUGAUGGCGAAAACUGUUAUAAGGAUUCACCUAUUGGUCUAUUGCCCGCCGAAAAUUCAAUAAAUAUCGAUGGCUUAGCUGGAAAAGUAGAUUUGCAACAACUUUUCCAUUUACCUAAAGAUUUCUGGCAACAAGAGGUGGCCGAUAUCGAGAAAUACUUUAAAGCUCAAGUUGGUCCCUAUUUGCCUCAGGACAUCAACGACGAGUUGCAGGGUUUAAAAGAGCGAGUUAAGAAUUUAUAAAUUUGCACCUAGAAAGAGUGAAAAAUUUUGAAUUUUAAAUAUAUAUUUUAGACUGAAAUCGAGUGAUUUUCGAAAGUGUUUUUGAAAAAUGUAAAUAACGACAAUUUUAUAUCUUUGUAAAAAAAUUAAUGUAAGCGAAAUAUUGAUAAUGUUUCUUUUUGUAAUUAUAAAAACGAAUAAAGAAAAACUGUUAAAAAUA
Molecule: messenger RNA, 2604 nt
Organism: Lucilia cuprina (Australian sheep blowfly)
Lineage: Eukaryota; Metazoa; Arthropoda; Insecta; Diptera; Calliphoridae
Product: phosphoenolpyruvate carboxykinase [GTP]-like
Exons: 2
Coding region: 477-2405 (642 amino acids)
Biological process (GO): cellular response to glucose stimulus; cellular response to insulin stimulus; gluconeogenesis
Cellular component (GO): cytosol
Molecular function (GO): phosphoenolpyruvate carboxykinase (GTP) activity; manganese ion binding; GTP binding
Source: RefSeq, a predicted model, not a curated record